Messenger RNA from Sesamum indicum (sesame), 1480 nucleotides. RefSeq names its product cytochrome b561 and DOMON domain-containing protein At3g25290. NCBI's taxonomy places the organism in Eukaryota, Viridiplantae, Streptophyta, Magnoliopsida, Lamiales, Pedaliaceae. The record is from RefSeq and is a predicted model, not a curated record.
CACGGCGGUUUCUCUAUUCUCGCCGUCGCACUCAGCCACCUGCACCUCCCAGACCUUCACCAACAACAAGCUCUACGCUUUCUGCAACGACCUGCCCUUCCUCAACUCCUACCUCCAUUGGUCCUACGAUCCGGCCCAGUCCACCCUUUCCAUCGCCUUCAUUUCCCCUCCGGCGCGGCCCCAUGGAUGGGUUUCGUGGGCCAUCAACCCGACGAGCACCGGCAUGGUGGGCUCGCAGGCCCUCGUUGCUUUCAGGGAUGCCAAGGGUGAAAUGACGGUUAAGACGUAUAAUGUCUCCGUGUAUGGCCCGUUAACGGAGUCUAAGGUGUGGUAUGAGGUGAAGGAGUCGUCGGCGGAGUUUUCCGGCGGGUUGAUUAGGCUUUUCGCCACUCUGGUUCUGCCGGAAAAGGAGAAGACGACGGUGAAUCAUGUCUGGCAAGUGGGGCCCUCUGUGACUGAUGGGGUGCCGGAUAAGCAUGAGUUUCAGCCUGCGAAUUUGAAUUCCAAAGGCAGCCUUGAUUUGUUGAGAGGACAGAGCGAUGGAGCCAGCGGAGGUGACUCCAGAACCCAGAAGAGGAAUAUCCAUGGGAUACUGAAUGUUGUGAGCUGGGGAAUUAUGUUUCCGAUCGGGAUCAUUAUUGCAAGAUACUUGAGGACGUUUCCAUCUGCCGAUCCAGCAUGGUUUUAUCUACACAUUUCCUGCCAGGUUUCUGCCUAUGCCAUUGGAGUUGCUGGUUGGGCAACUGGUCUUAAACUUGGAAGUGAAUCGAAGGGUGUUACAUAUUAUAACCAUCGAAAUAUUGGGAUUGCUCUCUUUGCUCUUGCAACAGUGCAGAUAUUUGCAUUGCUAUUGAGACCUAACAAGGACCACAAGUAUCGGUUUUACUGGAACAUCUACCAUCACGGAUUUGGAUAUGCAAUUCUCACCCUUGGCAUCAUCAAUGUGUUCAAAGGUUUGAACAUAUUACAGCCUGAACAAAAGUGGAGAGAUGCAUAUAUCAUUGUGAUUGCAGUAGUAGGAGGCAUUGCUGCAUUGUUGGAAGCAAUCACUUGGACUAUCGUUCUAAGGAGAAAAAGGAAGACGAAGAAUGAUAAGUCAACCAAAGCUUAAGAUGGCUGCAAUGACCAACGGCAGGCAAGAACCUCUGGCCCCAAUGAUCAAUUGGAUUUAUGUGUAUUCGUAUUGUUGCACAUUAUCAUAUUGCCCAUCUGUUGGCAUAAAUUCUUGGUGGCUGACUCAUUUGUAUUGUGCAAUUUUCAUUUUGGAGCGGUGGCAUGUACAGUAGUUUACGUAAUUUAUGGAGUAGACAUCCUUAUUAUUGGAGCUUGUACUUUGUUUGCUGGGAUGUCCGAUUGGGGUAUGUGAGUCGAUGUUAUCACAAACUAGAGAAACAGUGUACAGCGUCUGAGACGCAAUCCUCUCCCUUUCUGAACAUUGAUUUGAUGGGGUGAAUGAAUGAAGACAGUUUAUGAUGCUUAA